Messenger RNA from Lingula anatina, 3011 nucleotides. RefSeq lists its product as uncharacterized. The record is from RefSeq and is a predicted model, not a curated record. Lineage: Eukaryota; Metazoa; Brachiopoda; Lingulata; Lingulida; Lingulidae.
GCCCUUUGACCUGGAGGCAGCUGAUUUAUUUUUCUGCUGAAAAAAGGUUAUGAUCCUGCGAAUUUUUGAAAACACGGACUAAACAUAAUGACGCAGGUGUCCAGUAACAAUGUGCCUGUCUCAAAACAAGCACAAAUACGAGGGAUUGCUGUUCAAAAGAAAAAUUUAAUCCAAGUUUGCAGGUAUGCUGUUAAGAGCCUCAUUGACAAAUCAUGUUUUGAGUCAAUAGAUGACAAUUGUGAUGAGCUUGUCAAUUUCCUGGCUAUUAUGGAACAUGUACUCAGCCAUAGACUAAAAAGUAACCAGACAUGGUUUGGUGUUUCUGAGGCGAGACAGUUCUGGGACUACAUCAGGGCAGCCUGUAAGAAAGUUCCUCACAGCUGUAUCAGCAGCAUUGAAAACAUGGAGAAUGUCAAGUCAAGCAAAGCCAAGGGAAGAGCUUGGCUGAGAAUGGUGCUAAUGGAGAAACGUCUGUCAGAGUACCUGUCUGUGGCCUUGAAACAGGUCAAGGUCACCAAGACAUAUUACCAGGAGGGGGCAGUGAUGUUAUCAGAGGAGAUCAGCAUACUACUAGGUGUACUGCUGGGACUUAAUGCCAUAGACUUCAGUUUCUGCCUGAAAGGAAAAGAAUUAGAAAAUGGUGCUUUACCAAUGAUAGAUUACACCCCAUAUUUGAGAUUCCAACAAAGCCAAGGUUAUAUUAGCGAGAGCAUUGCAGACGACGAGAGAGAGCUGAAUGAUUUGAGCUCUGUGGGCACAAAUGACAGCUUCAAUGACUUUGACAUGGUAGAGAGCGAAAGUUUAGAAAACACAUGGAAAGCAAAGUUCCAGAAGAUUGAAGCUCAGCUGAAGACCAACAUGGAACAGAAGGGCUACCUUGAAGAGUUGGUGAGACUGCGAGAGGACCAGCUGGAGGCCGCCAUACACCAGAAGGUGGUCCUUGUGCAGCAGCUUCAAGAACAGGAGAUUGCACACAGACAGGAGCAUGCUCAGCUGGAGAACAUUGUACUGGAGCUUCAGGAACAACUCGUUCAAGCAAAAGAUCUGGCAAAGCGCCACCAGGUGGAGUUAAAUGAGUAUAUCCUGUCAAGACAGCCCCAAAACUUGCCUCCUGGAGCAGAAAUUCCUAUGAAUGAGAUGAUCAAUCUCGCAGGCACUGGUGGGAGUGUCAAAUAUACCAGGCAAAAGGAGAUGGCACCAAUGAAAAGUGGACCACCGCAUUCUCCGCGUGUAUCCCAGGAUGCCCGGAGUAUUAUUUCGACAACUUCAACGCUGAGUACGCUAUCUCUGGGGUCAGGUAAUGUGGUGACAGGAAAGGAGGGGGAUUCCGCCAGCAUCGUUCCUCUGAUUGGUUCUCUCCAGUCCAUUCCUGAUACCAUGGCAAAAGCAAGAUCAGAUCACCCGGAGACCUCCACCCCAGUACCACAUGAUGAAAGAGUGGCACAAGGUCAAGGUCAGGGUCAAGGUCAAGCAGUUAUCAUGGAGGAUGGAAAUGAGAAACAUUCCUUAGAUAAAGACACUGUACAAGAAGACACUACUGGUGUAUCAGGAGAGCUGAUCACUGGCCAGGCAGAUGACCAGGCUGUACAACAAAUGCUGGUUUCCGCCAUGGAGGUCACUUCGCAGGCUCAAGGUCAAGGUGAGAUUGAAGGUCAUUCUGGAAAUGAUGAAGAGGGUGCUGAGGCUCAAACUUUUGCAGAGUCUUCACACAUUCCUCAAGAUGGAGAUCUUCACCAAGAAGAUAGUUCUUCACUGAAGGAAACACAGAAAGAAACCUCCGAUCCAGGCAAGGAGUUAGAGGAAGGUCAUUCUGAAGGUGAAGAUCAUCAGGAUGCAGUCCAAAAGCAUGAUCAAGGUCAAGGUCACACAAAAAUAGAUGAAAAAGGUCAACAAGAAGGUCAACAGGAAGGUCACGCAAGCCCUAUGAUGUUGUCAGCUGAGAGUAGCAGUGACCCAGAAGACGGGUCCAAGGGGAAAGGGUCAGACUGGGAAAUGGUCAACACAGGCAGUGAGCCAAGCUCCAAGAGGUCAUCUUCACCUGAAAUGCUGAAUCCGUCAGAGGAGGAGGAGGAGGAUGAAGACGAAACCUUGAAAGAAAAAGAGGAAGAGAGUGAGGAAGAACAAGAAGGAUGAUUUAUGGUUCAGUUUACAAAAUGAGUAUGUAUUUCCCACCAUGAAAGGAUGCUUCCCAUGAAAUGACAGUAUUAGUGUUUUGUGGUUAUAUGUACAUGUAUGACAACCAUUCACUGCAGUACAAUUGCUCUGUCUUCUGGCAAUGUCCUCAUGUAGUUUUGUUUACAAGGAGAUCGCAAAUAUGGUGCUUUUUAGGGCUUCUGGUCUAUUCUCUUUCAUUUAUAUAAUAUAUUGUAUUCUACAUAAACAGCAUUAUUUCUUUUUUUUGUGUGUUUGUUUGUGUUCAAGAUCCGACAACAGGAUUACUGUGAUACAAGGAUAAGAUGAAACCAAAUUUGAAUUGUAGAAAUUAAGAUAUAUGUGUACACUUUGGUAUAAGUAAUAAAAUAUGUGAGAUAUUGGCAUUAGAAAGAAUAUUCCACACAGAAAUUUUGCUAAAAUUACAAGUACUGCCCCACAGCCCUUUUCAUGCUGGUGAGGUCUAGACUCUCAAAAGAACAAAUUUUAGGACCAACUUUUUCUUCAUUUGGAGGAGUCUAAUGAACAAUUUCAAGCAUUCCACGCAUUUCAGUUCUUGUAUAAAAUGCAAUUUUGAGCAGAAAUUAUGUUUUCUUUCUGUAAGGCGCAUUUGAGAAACAAGAAAAUGCAAUUUAUAGAAGAGAACUUUGGGCCAGCCACAAUCUUAUUGACUGUCUCCUUUCAUAACUUACAUUUCUUAAUUAGAUUGUGUAUUUUUCCUUUUUUUUCCAUUUAUUUACUUAAAGAGUCUGUCACCUGGGAGUAGAAUCAUACUCUAGGUAUUUUAAACUUUGUUGGUUUGUUACAUAAUAGCCUAAACUAAACUUAUCGGUAGAUUUUGAUCAAAUUUUCAGGAUAAG